AUGGCUCAGAUUUCAGUUUGGGUUUCACCCUAUAGCCACCCAGUCCCGAUGGCUCUCGUCGCCGUCACGUCGCGCACUCCCUUUAUCUUCUCUCAAAGCCGUAAACCCCUUUUUGUCUACUCUUCGCUCUCUCACCUCUCUCUCUCCUCUCGCUCUCCGAGGUUUCCUUUUCUCCGCUUCCGCGCCUCCGCCGACGAUGACGCUGGCAAGCCCACUGGUAAAAUCUCCGACGAAUGGGGCGAGGACUACGAGCCCGAAGCCGACACGUUGCCGUCCAAGCUUCCCGACUCGGAUCCUCCCAAGGACGAGGACGAAUGGCAGGAAGGAGGUGCAGCACCCGAAGCCGGCGGCUAUAUCGACAGCGGGAACGGAACGCCUGUUGCUAAGGCUCCGGCGGAGGAGGGAGUGGAUGAUAAGGUAGAGGGACUGAAGCGUGCUUUGGUGGAUACCGUCUACGGCACAGAGUUAGGGAUUCAAGGCCGGUCGGAGGUUCGUGCUGAGGUGUCCGAGUUGGUGACUCAGUUGGAAGCGGUGAACCCUACCCUUGCCCCCGUGGAGGAACCUGCCCUUCUCGAUGGGAAUUGGGUGUUGCUGUACACUGCAUCUUCUGAACUGUUGCCUCUUCUAGCAGCAGGAAGAUUGCCUUUGUUGAAGGUGGACAAGAUUUCACAAACAAUUGAUACCAGUAGCUUCACCAUUAUAAACUCCAUAACAUUGUCUAGCCCUUUUGCAUCUUUGUCUUUCAGUGCAUCUGCCUCCUUUGAAGUUAGAAGCCCGGCAAGGAUACAGGUCACUUUUAAAGAAGGUUCAAUACAACCUCCAGAGAUAAAGUCUAAAGUUGAACUACCAGAAAAUGUGGACAUUUUUGGUCAAAAGCUUAGUCUACAGCCUCUGCAACAGUCCCUUGGUCCACUGCAAGGUCUGGUGGAAAACAUAUCGCGGGUCAUUUCUGGCCAACCUCCUCUUAAGAUUCCCAUCCCUGGCGAGAGGACAAGCUCCUGGCUUCUUACUACAUAUCUUGAUCAGGACUUUCGAAUAUCUAGGGGGGAUGGUGGUCUUUUCAUCCUUGCCAGAGAGGGAAGUCCUCUUCUGGAUCAAUAG
This is a messenger RNA of Sphenostylis stenocarpa, 1101 nucleotides long. NCBI's taxonomy places the organism in Eukaryota, Viridiplantae, Streptophyta, Magnoliopsida, Fabales, Fabaceae. The record is from the annotation of a GenBank genome assembly.